This is a messenger RNA of Mycotypha africana, 1147 nucleotides long. Its product is annotated as alpha-N-methyltransferase NTM1. The coding region runs from base 123 to 764 and encodes 213 amino acids. Gene Ontology annotation, molecular function: N-terminal protein N-methyltransferase activity. NCBI's taxonomy places the organism in Eukaryota, Fungi, Mucoromycota, Mucoromycetes, Mucorales, Mycotyphaceae. Gene Ontology annotation, biological process: N-terminal protein amino acid methylation. Gene Ontology annotation, cellular component: cytoplasm. The transcript is spliced from 2 exons. The record is from RefSeq and is a predicted model, not a curated record.
AACAAUUAAAAAAAUGUCAACUGUAAUGCUUCAAUGUUGAAUCAAAUACUAUCUAACUGUUCACGAACCUGAUCAACUUACCCGUGUCUCCAUCACUUUAGAAAGAAGAACAAGAGCAGCUUAUGCAAAAACCAGAAUGGUACACUAAAGCACAAGAUUACUGGAACGGCGUUACAGCUUCCGUCGAUGGCAUGUUGGGCGGUUUCUCUGUCCUUGAUCCUAUUGACGUCAAAGGCUCGUUGAGCUUUGUGAAAGAGUUCAACCACUUGGCAGGAGGUUAUGCUUGCGAUUGCGGAGCAGGUAUUGGUCGCGUUACCAAAAAUUUCUUAUUGAAAGUGCCUUUCGCCAAAGUAGAUGUGGUUGAACAAGCACCUAGUUUUGUUGAGCAGGCCAAAGCAGAUUAUUUGAAAAGAGAGAUAGAUGAAGGUAAAAUUGGAAAUCUGUAUUGUCAAGGCUUGCAAGAUUUUGUACCUGAGGAAGGCAGAUAUGAUUUGAUCUGGUGUCAAUGGGUGCUGGGCCAUUUGACAGACGGUUUGAAGCCCAAUGGUUUGAUUGGCGUCAAAGAGAAUAAUGCAUCAAUAGAACAAGGUGUUUUCGAUGAGGAAGACAGUAGUAUUACGCGUCCUAAUUCUGAACUAAAAGAACUAUUUAAAAAGGCCGGCUUAACGUGCAUCAAGGAAGAAUUACAAAAAGAUUUUCCUCAGGGCUUAUUCCCGGUUCGAAUGUAUCUAUUAAAACCUUCCUCAACAUCGUCAUUAUCAUGAAUAAGAAAUACGUAGUAGAAUAAAUCGCUUGUAUAUGUAUAUAGAUAUAUCGGUGCAUAAUUUAAUAGUCAAAAUUAUCUAGUGCUGUUCAUCAAUUGUUCUCAAUAUCCACUGUAGUUGUUGAACUUCUCUCACUCAGUUCACUGGUUGAGUUCAAUGUAGGAGACGAAGGAUGUUGUCUUGACAGUGUUAAUGUAUUACUAGCCACACGUUCUGCUUGCUUUGGAUCGUGAGAUAUCCAUAAACAAGUUUUCGGUUUCAAUGCUUUUUCAACUAACUCUACGGAUUCAGGGUCUAAUGCUGAAGUAGGUUCUGUUAUAAGAGAUAGAUGAAAAAUUAGGAGUUCGUCCUUAAUUGCCUAUUUAAGAAUGUUACUUCGUUUC